Molecule: messenger RNA, 1305 nt
Organism: Penicillium maclennaniae
Lineage: Eukaryota; Fungi; Ascomycota; Eurotiomycetes; Eurotiales; Aspergillaceae
Exons: 3
Coding region: 1-1305 (434 amino acids)
Source: RefSeq, a predicted model, not a curated record
AUGUUAAAGACACUUCUCGUGGUUUUCAUCCACGGAUUUAAGGGUGGCGAUGACACCUUCGGCAUUUUUCCAGAGCACCUGCGGGUUCUAGUCAGCAGAGCACUUCCAGCUGUCAAAGUCACAACCGCUGUGUAUCCCAAAUUUGAAACACGAGGUCAAUUGGGAGAAGCUGUGGGGAGAUUUCGGGAAUGGCUUCAAAAUACCGUAAUCGAUAUUGAAGUUCAAAAUCAUACUGCGUCGCCCACCGUCGACCCGUCCGUCCAUGUAUUCCUCGUCGGACACUCCAUGGGAGGAAUUGUGGCAGCAGAUACAUUGCUGUUACUAGCAGGUGAACAACCCAUUCCGCACAACCCAGGGCCAGAUCCCGAUGAUCAUGCGCCCGCCGUGCAACCCGGCACAUUCAUGUUUCCUCACAUACAAGGAGUCCUUGCCUUUGACACUCCAUAUUUGGGCAUUGCUCCAGGUGUGGUAGCGCAUGGUGCAGAAGGGCAUUACCGAAAUGCUACAACGGCAUACAAUACCUUUACAGAGGUUGCAGGGCUGUUUGGAUACGGGGGAAAGGACGGUGGAUCUGGAGGAAAUGCUUCUGCCGCAGCCGCGAAAGAGCCUUCCAAAGCUCUAAAGCCAUCUGAGGAUGCUGCCGCAGUCCCAUCAUGGCAGAAGUGGGGUCGAUAUGCCAUGUUCGCUGGUGCUGCAGGCGCAGUAGCAGCCGGUGGCGCCGCUGCUCUUUACUCCCAACGCCAAAAUCUGUCUGCGAGUGUCGACUGGGUAUCUUCACAUCUCGCGUUUAUUGGAUGCUUGGCGCGAAGAUCGGAACUGGAGCAACGUAUCUCCAAAUUAGCAACCGUGGAGGUUGAACGGGGCAUCCGUUGUGUCAACUUCUACACCUGCCUCGGAAAAGGAGCGGGAUCCUUGGUAGAGAACAUGCCAACUGGAAAGACUUCAUUCACUCAGAAAAUCAUUCGUUCAAAGAACAGAACAUUUUGCACGCUUCCAUCCGCGGUGGAAAAUGGCGAGGAAGUCCCGACUUCAGCUCAGCCUGGACUCCGAUGGACAAAGGCUGUCAACAACCAGGCCACAGAUGAAGUGAAGGCACAUGUCACCAUUUUCCUACCUAAAGAAAACCCUGCAUUUUUCGACCUUCUCAGUGAGACUUGCAAGACGUUAGUGACAUCGAUCGACAUGGGCUGGUACAAUACGUCAACGGGGCCGGACGAAGGGAAUGACCCCAAAGUCCAACCUGACGAGCGUACACCCGGAAGCGACAGCUUCGUGGAUGCGGAUGACGUCGUUGUCGUUGACUGA